Molecule: messenger RNA, 954 nt
Organism: Rotaria sordida
Lineage: Eukaryota; Metazoa; Rotifera; Eurotatoria; Philodinida; Philodinidae
Source: the annotation of a GenBank genome assembly
AUGUUAAAAAUUACUGUUGAUACAUCAAUAUUACCAAAAAAUAUUUUUUCACUUCACGAUCAACACUUUUAUGAUAUUAUUAUUCAAGUUACUGGAAGUGAAGGUAUUGUUGACUUGUUAAAGGCUCAAAGUAUUAACAACAUCAGUGCAUUUCUUCUAACAUCUGAUAUAUUUGAAAUAUUAACCUGGGAUGCCGAUGAAUUUAUUGAUUUACAGAAACGAUGUUCUAUAGAAUUACGAAAUAAUACAUUUAUGAUUCGACCUGGUUUAAAAGCAAAUAUAGAAUAUUUACGUGAAUUAUUUACAAAAAAAAAUGAAGAAUAUGCAAAAGAAUUAAAACAUAAACAACAGCAACAACAACACAGAUUUUCUCUUUCACCAAUAACUACAGAUCUUUCAUUAACAAGUACAAGUACUAUUGAUACAAGUAACAAUUCUAACUCAUUUUCUACACCUACAACUAAUUUUUCUGCUCCUCUGACAACAACAACAACAACUAGUGAUGAUCCAAAACAGAUCAUAAUAAAUACAAUUGAAAAAUGGAGUAUUGAAAAUGUUGAAUUUUUUGAUAAUAACGAUUUUGUCUUGACAGAAGGUGUUCAUUAUGAUUUGAUUAUACUAAAUAUGAAUGAUGUAUUUAUUCAAUGUAAGUGCAAUGAAAAAGAUAACCAAAAAUGCACAUUAAUGAGAAAACUUAGAGGUUUGAAAAUUAAUGAUGAACAACAAGAACAAAUAAAUGACGAUUCAAAUACUUCAACUACAGCAAGGUUGCCUUUCUUGUCUUCGCAACCUCUAUAUCAACAACCUUUAACAGAAACAGUAGCAGUAGCUACUUUUUUGAAUGAUUCAACAAAUAAACCAACAGCAAAACCAAAAAAGGGAAAAAGAAAUAACAAACGUUUGGCAGAAAAUUAUGUCGAUAAUUCUUAUGAAACUAAGAGAACUAAAAUUUAA